AUGAACGAGCCGGUGUCAAAAGCUGCAAAGAUGCCUUCUGUGUUGGAUCAGAUCAAGGAUCACACUGUUGUUGUGGCUGAUACGGGCGAUUUUGAAGCAAUGAAGAAGUACGAACCUACAGAUGACACUACCAAUCCUUCCUUGAUCUUGGCUGCUGCAAAGAUGGAGCAGUAUCAACACCUCAUAGAUGAUGCAGUUCAGUAUGCAAAAGCAAAGGAGGGGUCUUUUGGUGAUCAGUUGGACUGGACCAUGGACAGAUUGUUUGUUAAUUUUGGAUCAGAAAUCCUGAAGAUAAUUCCUGGAAGAGUUUCCACAGAAAUUGAUGCAAGACUGUCUUUUGACAAGGAGGCUUCCAUCUCAAAAGCGAGAAGAAUCAUUGAUUUAUACAAAGAGAAAGGGAUUGAUAAGGAAAGGAUUCUUAUCAAACUUCCAACCACCUGGGAGGGUAUUGAGGCAGCCAGAACCCUUGAACAGGAAUAUGGAAUUCACUGCAACUUGACUCUGUUGUUUUCAUUUGCACAGGCUGUUGCAUGUGCAGAGGCUGGCGUGACACUCAUUUCACCUUACGUGGGCAGAAUCUUUGACUGGUAUGUAGAAAACACAGACAGAAAGAAGUUUCAGCCAUUGGAAGAUCCAGGUGUUCAAAGUGUCACUAGGAUCUACAAUUACUACAAAAAGUUUGGAUACCAGACUGUCGUCAUGGGAGCCUCUUUCAGAAAUACAGAACAGAUAACAGCACUUGCUGGAUGUGACCUCCUCACUAUCAGCCCAUCACUUUUAGAAAAGCUGUCCAGCAGCAAUGAGAAAGUGACUGUGUACCUUUCUGAGAAACAAGCAAAACAGUGUGAACUGACAAAGAUCAACAUGGAUGAAAAAACAUUCAGGUGGAUGCUAAAUGAAGAUGAAGUGGCAACAGACAAAUUGGCUGAGGGAAUAAGAAAUUUUGCUGUGGAUGCAAUUAAACUGGAAAAUGUGGUGAAAGAGAGGCUCUUGAAGUCUUAAAAGACUGGUGGUCAAUAAAAAGAACUCCGUGGUUGUUCUUUUUAAUGGAAAUUGGUGAUAUUUAUCAUGUUAAAAAAGUUGCUUUCCCAUUAUUACAGUCUUUGUUGCACAAAGAUUUAUAUCAAAAUUUCUUAACCUUUGCAUUGUAUCCUUGAUGCAUAUUUUCUAAUAACAUGAUAUUUUGGUAGUAUGUUGAAGAAGGCUUUCACAUUUAAAGGGAUAAUAACUCUUCGUAAUUGAAAACAAUUUAUAGAAAUAUAAUUUAUUC
Molecule: messenger RNA, 1270 nt
Organism: Lingula anatina
Lineage: Eukaryota; Metazoa; Brachiopoda; Lingulata; Lingulida; Lingulidae
Product: transaldolase-like
Biological process (GO): carbohydrate metabolic process; pentose-phosphate shunt; pentose-phosphate shunt, non-oxidative branch
Cellular component (GO): intracellular anatomical structure; cytoplasm
Molecular function (GO): transaldolase activity
Source: RefSeq, a predicted model, not a curated record